AUUAACACUACAAAAAAAAAAAAAAAAAAAAAACACUACCAAACGCCGCAACGGCAUGGAGAUGGAGCUUGAUUCAUCAUCAUCACCCGGCGUUGAAGACACCACAAACACACGCUGUACCUUCUGCUGCUUCGGUUCCCGUCGUUCCACCACCCUAAACUUACCAUGGUGGAAGCGCGUGCGACCCACAUCAUGGUCCGAAUCUCGCUCUGACUCCCCAACGAUAACCGCCACUUCCGGUCAACAGUGGUACUCCCGUGGCUUCAUGAAAAUCCGCGAGUGGUCGGAGAUCGUAGCAGGACCACGCUGGAAGACGUUUAUCCGACGGUUCAACCGGAAUAGAAGCGGAGGUUUCCGGCAUGCCGGAAAAUAUCAGUACGAUCCUUUGAGUUACUCCUUGAACUUCGAUGAGGGACAAAACGGGGAUUUCGAAGAUGAUUCUCCUGAUAGAUUUCGGAGCUUUUCCACCCGUUACGUUGCGGUGGUUCCUCCUAUCAAGUCUGUUUCGACUGAUUUGGAACAGAACGUCGUCGUUUCCAGCUGAGAAUUGGAAAUUAGAUUACCGUGAUUGAAAGCGUGACGUCAUUUUUUAAAUUUAUUUUUAGAAAUUAAGGUGAAAAUUUUGAAGAAGAAUUAUGAUAAUAGGACAGG
Molecule: messenger RNA, 651 nt
Organism: Trifolium pratense (red clover)
Lineage: Eukaryota; Viridiplantae; Streptophyta; Magnoliopsida; Fabales; Fabaceae
Exons: 1
Coding region: 56-544 (162 amino acids)
Source: RefSeq, a predicted model, not a curated record